AUGACCAGCAGUGAAUUUCCCGCCUCGUGUUUUGUGCUCACGGAUAAUAACACGGUGCUCGUCGCGGACCUAGCUUUCCGUGAAUUCGCGGGUUAUCUGAAAGCCUCUUACCAAAGAAAGAAGAAACUGCAGGUGGAGGGCAAAGGAAUUAAAUACAAACUGGGUGACUUUGGACUUAAUUUUGUCACACUAUUUAUGGGACAAAGUGCUGCUGUCAAAGGUUAUCUCAUCGAGGUGAGAUCCUGCUGCCAUUGUGACCUUAUUCUUUCAAUCAUUUUUGCGUUGUAA
Echinostoma caproni is the source of this 288-nucleotide messenger RNA. The record is from the annotation of a GenBank genome assembly. Lineage: Eukaryota; Metazoa; Platyhelminthes; Trematoda; Plagiorchiida; Echinostomatidae.